GCCCAUUAGGGUGUCCAUGCAUCCUCCAAGUGCCUGAGGGGUUCCAGCAGCCCUCACCUCCUCCCAGGGGUCCCAACUCUCCAGGCAAGUGAAGAUGGAGGGGCAGAUGGGAGCAUCUGCCCUGAGGAGGAGAGGUCCCAGCUGUCCUCAGGGAUCCCUUUCUGGGAAGGGGGACACAAAGCCCUAGAAGGGGAGGGCAUGGCAGAACCUGGCCCAGGGGGUGCUGGGCAGAGGUCCCCACAGGGCUCCUUUCUGAUGUGUGUGCUCUGCUCUUCUGCCUUGGCCUGAGGGGUCCCCUGUGGCACUGUGGGAUGGAGGUGCCUGUCUGUCCUCAAGGGACCACCCUUGAACACAGGGGCUGUCCCUGGCCUGGGGAAUCCCCACUGGCCUUGGGGAAUGGAGGGGGUGGACCCCUGGGGUUCUCCUGCCUUCCCCAGGAGGUGGAGAUCCAUGACUAUGCCUAGGUAGGGGCUCUCACCUGCCUUGGGGAAAGGUGGGUUGUCUCCCUCUGUCCCACUGGUUUGAGGUGCCCAUGUGCCCCUUCCUGGUGUCCCUGCACAGCCCAAGGUGUUGGGGGUCCCUGCCAGCCCCAGGGUCCCAACUGGUUGGUGGAGUUUGGUGGGGUUGGGAUGUCACACCUUGCUGUGUUCCCUCAGGAGGCGAGGGGAAUUGUGUCCCUUCUGCUUUUGGGGGUCCUGCCUGGUCCCAUGGUGCCCCCGUUGGCUGUGGGGCUGUUGUGGGGUCUGCCCUGGAGGUUGAGGGUCUCUGCCUGUCCUAGAGAAGUGGGGGUGAAGUGUCCCAAAUGCCCUCCCCAGGUGUGUGAAUUAGCAGCUCCUACCUCCUCUGUGAGGCUGCUGAGUGUGGUGAGGAUGGUGAGAGCGAUAAGGAUGGUGAGGGUGAUAAGAAGGGUGAGAGUGCUGAGGCUGUGGCUGGUGAGGAUGAUGAGAAUGGGAAAGAUGAUGAGGGCGAUGAAGAUGGUGAGAACAACGAGGAUGGUGAUGCUGGGGCUGAUGAGGAGGAGCCGGUGUCUGUCCCCUCUGCAGGUGUUCCGCGUGGAGGUGCUGUGCAAUGGCCGGCGGCACACGGUGACCAAGCGCUACAGUGAGUUCCAGGCAUUGCACAAGCGGAUCAAGAAGACCUGCAAGGUCCCCGACUUCCCCCCACGCCAUGUCCCCAACUGGAUGCCCAAAGCUCUGGAGCAGCGCCGGCAGGGCCUGGAGGUUUACCUGCGGGGUGUGCUGUACCACAACGAGGAGCUGCCCCAGGACGUCCUGGACUUCCUGAAGGUGCGGCGGUGCCAGCAGAACCCCAAGGCCAGCAGCCCCCCCACCAGACUCCUGCCCUCCCAGCGCCCCGUUGUUGGCUUCCGCUCGGAUCCCUAUGUGCGGCCACACGGCUCUGACCUGCUCCCCAACGCUGUCCUCAGCGGGGUCCUGCAGGGCCUCUACCUGCCCCUGAGCUCUGCCCCUGGCCAGGCAGCACCCCCAGCCUCUGGAAUGAGGAGUUCCCAGACACCCACCCAGCACCCAGGGAUGCAGUGGUGAGAAAAGGAUCCUUGUGGGUGAAACUCACUCCUCCCUGCUGGGCUGGGACAAGGAACUGGUGGGAGACAGGGGGAGAAGCCAAAGGAAUGUUGGGAACUGCUCUCCCACCACCAUGCAAAGUGCCUUUGUUGGCAGAGCAGGAGCUCUGCCUUCUCCCUGCUGUUUUGGGCUUGCAGUAUGAGCCUUUGGAUGCUGAGUGGUGCUGGAAAACCUCUCUGCAUCCAGGCUUUGGUGCAAUAAAUCUGGACUUGACUGACUGGCAAAGUGCUGUGGAAUUCUGCAAAGCAAACCCAGGGCCAACU
Messenger RNA from Prinia subflava (tawny-flanked prinia), 1846 nucleotides. RefSeq names its product sorting nexin 22 (gene SNX22). Gene Ontology annotation, molecular function: phosphatidylinositol phosphate binding. The coding region runs from base 630 to 1544 and encodes 304 amino acids. The transcript has 5 exons. The record is from RefSeq and is a predicted model, not a curated record. NCBI's taxonomy places the organism in Eukaryota, Metazoa, Chordata, Aves, Passeriformes, Cisticolidae.